GCGUGAAAAGCAACACACAUUGUGCGGUUGCCGUCAAAAAGAAACGAUUGCCGGAUUUCUUCACGCAUGGUUUACCGCGGAUACAGUUUUUUGCUGCCAGAGUCUGUUAGUGACAUAAGAAACAUUCAAGGACUUAGAAACAUACUGAAUUAUCAGAACGCCGCAGAAGUGUGUUAAUGCUGUGGCCGUCGAUAACUUUUGCUGCGGCUGAUGUGAAAUGACCUUUGUAGCCCAGAAGCGAACCAUCAGCCUAGUUGUGAAGACAGCUUACUUAACAUACAUAACUUGGUUGUGAAGAUAAGUAUCUGUUGUAGCUCUUGCUAAGUUAGACUGCGAGGGUAGUUGAGAGGCAAGAAACGUGCAAUGAAGUUUGUUGAUCUAGCGUGAGCCAACAAACUAUGUGGACGAUUCUUAUUUCUGCUUAACGCCCUACUUGAAGCAAGAUUGGUCAACAAAAAAGAAGGCACAGUUGGAAUAUUUCUGCGUUCGAUAAGCCAUUCUGCCCAUUACUGAAAAUUACAUGGGAUCAUAGUUUAUCUUCAAAUACAUCCAACUAUACAGUGUAUCUUAAAAACAAGAACUAAUAAAAUAAUUUCAUGACCAUAUUGGUUCCUUUCGAUGCAAAAUUAAUGAGAUUUGACUACUGAGAACCAGGAAGCAGAUAGACUUUUCUUGUUGUCCACUGUUAAUGCCGAAGAACAAAAUCCUGGUUGUAUGUGGGUUCACCAUGUAUAGAUGCAAAUUGCUCCACGGGAGAGAGACAAAGAAUUAGCAGGAAUGACUUCUUAUAUAGAAGCGUUUAUCAAAAAGCUUGAGUUUUGGGAAUUAAACUUAACCGAUGGUGAUACCAGGAUUUCAACGAAGUUGCCAUACUGGCGCAGUUUGUUGUUUCACCCCCCAUGGAAAUUGAUGUCCAACAGUUUGCAACUUCUGUUACGCAGAAUUUUAGCGAAGACACAGAAAUGGAAGUAA
Messenger RNA from Acanthoscelides obtectus, 972 nucleotides. The record is from the annotation of a GenBank genome assembly. NCBI's taxonomy places the organism in Eukaryota, Metazoa, Arthropoda, Insecta, Coleoptera, Chrysomelidae.